This is a messenger RNA of Leptopilina heterotoma, 2235 nucleotides long. RefSeq names its product actin-related protein 5 (gene Arp5). NCBI's taxonomy places the organism in Eukaryota, Metazoa, Arthropoda, Insecta, Hymenoptera, Figitidae. The transcript has 7 exons. Gene Ontology annotation, cellular component: Ino80 complex; cytoplasm. Gene Ontology annotation, biological process: regulation of DNA-templated transcription. The record is from RefSeq and is a predicted model, not a curated record. The coding region runs from base 96 to 2117 and encodes 673 amino acids.
UGUUCGUCACUUGCUGUCACUUGCGACUGACUUCACAUUGUUUACCAGUGUUAUGUGACAGAAAGUAUUAAAAAAACGAAAAAUUGUGUUAAAAAAUGGAUAUUCUCGAGUUAAAGGAUGUAAAAUCGGUGGCGGACGUAAUUCACACAUAUUCUGGAAAAGUGAGAGAAGAAUCAACUCCUCUGAUUAUUGAUAACGGUUCUUACAACUGUCGAGUCGGAUGGGCUACGGACAAAGCACCGCUUUUGAUUUUUAAAAAUCUAAUAGCAAAGCCAAGAAAAGAGCGAGGAAAAAAGGAUGGUGAAUUACAAGUUGGCAAUGAUAUUGCAAACAUUGAAGCUGUUCGAUUUCAAUUAAAGACGCAAUUUGAUCGCAAUGUCGUCACUCAUUUCGAGGCACAGGAACAAAUAUUUGAUUAUACUUUCACUCAUUUGGGCAUCGAAACUGAGGGUUCUAUAAAUCAUCCGAUUAUCUUGACGGAAGCAUUUCUAAAUCCCAAUUAUUCUAGAAAUUUAAUGGCUGAACUUCUUUUUGAAUGUUACAAUAUUCCUUCGCUAACUUAUGGUGUCGACUGCCUUUUCUCCUAUCAUCACAAUAAUUGUCCCUCGGAUGGUCUAAUUGUUAGUAUCGGUUAUCACACUACUCAUAUUAUUCCGAUAUUAGACGGGAAAGUUGAUGCUGUCAAUUCACGACGAAUCAACGUUGGCGGUUACCAUUUAACUUCAUACAUGCACAGAUUGUUGCAAUUGAAAUAUCCAGUUCAUGUCAAUGCGAUUACACCCAGUCGUGCUGAAGAACUGAUCCACGAUCACUGUUUGAUUGCUCUAGAUUAUCAAGAGGAAAUUGCCAACUGGUCAGAUCCUGAUUAUUAUGAUAUGAAUAUUUUGAGAGUACAACUUCCAUACGUGGCGCCUGCAAGUACUCCAGGUUUGACAGUCGAACAGCAAAAGGAGCGAAAGCGAGAACUUGCUCGCCGACUCAUGGAAAUUAAUGCUAGAAAACGGGAAGAAAGGCUCGCUGAAGACGAGGAGCAACUCAAUCAAUUGUUGGCAGUUCAGGAUCUCCUGGAAGAAGGUGAAACGGAUGAAUUUGAGGAGGCACUGAAAUCUUAUUCACUCUCAAAUGAAGCAGAAUUAAUGAAAAUGAUUAACAAUCUACAGGCAAAAGUUGAAAGAACACGUCAAAAAAUAGUCGCUGCAAAUUCACAGGAGGAAAACAUGGUAAUUGAGGAGAAACCAAAAAUUAAAACCAGCCUACAGCCAAAAGAUCAACAGGAUUUUGAUGAAUGGAUUACUGGUGUCAGGAAGAAGAGACAAGAUAUAUUGGAUAAACGCAUGGCGAAGCGGCAACGAAGGCAAGAUAUGGCCAAGAGGAGAACAGCAGCAGCGCAAGAGAGAAUGAGAAUUAUUAGUCAGUUGGCUAGAAAGGAGAAGAGAGACGAUGAUUUUGGUAUGCGCGAUGAAGAUUGGGACGUUUAUAAAGUUAUUAAUCGAGAAGGCGGCGAUUCAGAUUCUGAACUCGAGCAAGAGAAACUCAUAGAGCUCGAGGAAGUCUUACGUCAUCAUGAUCCAGAAUAUGAUGGUGCUGGUUCAAGUACGCCAAUGGUUCCCGGCGAAACUCAUCAGUUACAUGUUGGAAUAGAACGACUACGUUCACCGGAAUUAUUAUUUCAACCAUCGAUGAUUGGAUUAGUCGAGGCUGGAAUUGCAGAAACAAUUGAAUUUGUCUUGAAACGUUAUUCACCUGCAAUCCAAAUGAGACUUGCAACUAAUAUUUUUUUAACCGGUGGACCAGCAUCAUUUCCCGGUUUAUUGGAUCGCUUAAAACGCGAAUUAAAGGAAAUUCGACCCUUUGGAUCUAAUUUUCAAGUGAAUAUUGCAAAUAACACCAGUUUAGAUGCUUGGUUCGGUGCACGUGAUUUUGGAUUAAAUGGCAAUUUGUCCGAUUAUUUGGUCACUCGCAAGGAAUACGAGGAAAAGGGUGGUGAAUAUCUUAAAGAACAUUCGUCAAGUAAUUUGUUUAAUCCAUCGCCAGAUCCGUUGCCAAUGUUGCAAGUUGCUGCAAUUUCGGAGCAAAUUGUUGUCGAGGACGCGAUUGUUGAUGUGGAAAUUGAAUAAAUUUUUUUUGAAAAUAUUAAAAUUUAAAAAUCUACAGUAAUAUUUUGAUUCUAAAUAGGUUAGUAAUGCGAUUUUUAAUUUAUUCUAUUUUUUACAUUUGAAUCGUGAAUUUUGAAAA